Molecule: messenger RNA, 1406 nt
Organism: Neurospora tetrasperma FGSC 2508
Lineage: Eukaryota; Fungi; Ascomycota; Sordariomycetes; Sordariales; Sordariaceae
Exons: 2
Coding region: 57-1256 (399 amino acids)
Molecular function (GO): GTPase activity
Source: RefSeq, a predicted model, not a curated record
GAUAACACAGAGAUCACCAAACAAUCUUCCACACACCCGUGCACAGCUGUCGCACAAUGGCUUCGACUUCGGCAUCGUCUGCCGCCAAGGCUGACCAGCCUGUUGCCAUCGUCUGCGUUGGCAUGGCAGGAUCCGGCAAGACAACCUUUAUGCAACAAAUCAAUGCCCAUCUCCACGGAAAGAAGGAGCCCCCUUAUGUCAUCAACCUCGACCCAGCAGUCACCCACUCGCCCUUCGAGAGCAACAUUGACAUCCGCGACUCGGUCAACUACAAGGAGGUGAUGAAGCAGUACAACCUCGGCCCCAACGGCGGCAUUCUCACAUCGCUGAACCUCUUCGCCACCAAAGUCGACCAGGUCCUCGGCCUACUCGAGAAGCGCACGGCGCCCAAGCCCGACGACCCGACGCACACGCCCAUCAAGCACAUCCUCGUCGACACGCCGGGCCAGAUCGAGGUGUUCGUCUGGUCCGCGUCGGGCCAGAUUCUCCUUGAGUCGCUCGCUUCAUCCUUCCCCACCGUCAUCGCCUACAUCAUCGACACCCCCCGGACGAGCUCGACGUCGACCUUCAUGAGCAACAUGCUGUACGCCUGCAGUAUCCUUUACAAGACCAAGCUGCCCAUGAUUCUGGUGUUCAACAAGUCGGACGUUAAGGACCCGGCUUUUGCAAAGGAGUGGAUGACCGACUAUGAUGCGUUCCAGGCUGCGCUGCAGGAGGACGAGACCAACAACGCGUUUGGCGGAGCGGAGGGCAGCGGCGAUGGCAUGGGCUCGGGCAGCGGAUACAUGGGCUCGCUGUUGAACAGCAUGAGUCUGAUGUUGGAGGAGUUUUACGCACAUCUGAACGUGGUGGGCGUCAGUUCGCUGUACGGGACGGGCAUUGACGAGUUCUUUGCCGCGGUUCAGGAGAAGGCAGAGGAGUUCAAGCGCGACUACCAGCCUGAGCUCGAGAGGAGGCGCGAAGAAAGGGAAGAGAACAAGAAAAAGGCUCGGGAGAGGGAACUCAACAAAAUGAUGAAGGGAAUGUCGAUGGGCGACGCGGCGGGCGACGUCACAGUGGGUGACGUCAAUGAUAAAGAGGCCCCCGAGCCGUUGAGCACGGACGAGGAGAGCAGCGACGAGGAAUAUGGUGACGAUCCCAACGACGAGUAUGACCGCGAGGGAUUGCAGGCGAGGUACGCCGCUGCCAUGCAGGGCGAAGAUGAUUCGGUUUUGGCCGACGCAAGUUUUGCAAAGUACCUCCACAGCCAGAGGUGAUGAGAUUGGCCAUUGGUAAGGAAAGGAUUUAUCGAGCAAUGCUGGCAAGAAAAGUGAUUCAGAGGGAGGGAGAAUUAGCAUACAACCGGCGUUUUCAGAGUGAUACCAUACCAAUAUUUUAGGUGGCAAAAACAUGAUCAAUAAUGAGAA